Molecule: messenger RNA, 2427 nt
Organism: Cherax quadricarinatus
Lineage: Eukaryota; Metazoa; Arthropoda; Malacostraca; Decapoda; Parastacidae
Product: zinc finger protein Noc
Biological process (GO): negative regulation of DNA-templated transcription
Cellular component (GO): nucleus
Source: RefSeq, a predicted model, not a curated record
AUAUUCAUUCAGUUAGUAGCGCUCAGUGGCAGUGGACGUAGGUGGUGCUAUGCGCGUCAGCGGCAGCAUCUGUUGACCUGAUUAGUGAACCUCGCUGGGACAUAGUGUUAUUAAUUACAAGACAAUGUUGACUUCGAGUGGGAGCCAGUAUCUUAGACCCGAGUAUCUCAACCCAAUACAGGGACACUCUAUUGAGCUGGAUGCAAAGAAGUCUCCCCUGGCACUGUUGGCACAAACUUGCUCCUCCAUCGGCGCGGAUCUGUCGCAGAAAGGUACCAUUCCUCCAGUUGAGAAGACCAGUAGCAAAGGCAAAUCCUCCCCAGGGACAAAGUCUCCAGGCACCGCACUUGCUGUUUCGCCGUCGGGCGAGACUAAGACCACUACCACCACCACCACAUCAUCUUUCAAGCCUUACGAGAAGAAGGAAGAUGAUGACCGAGUGAGUCCCAAAAGGACUUCCCCCAGUUCACGCUCCCUCGCCGGAAGCCAACCCAGCGCGGAACGGUCGUCGUCGAGAAGUAGCGAAAGUGGGCGAUCAUCGUCACGUCCCCGGGAGCCGGCGACAUCAUCAGCGUCGUCGCUCUCCCCAAGAGUCUCCUCCCCAGUCACACCAAAGACUUCUUCAUUAUCUCACACAUUCUCUGGCCUGUGCGACCUUAGUAAGGAUCCCCUGGCUGCGUACAAGCUGGCUCCCAGCCUCUACCCUCACCUAGCCUUGGGCCUUGACCCCCUCGGCGCAGCUGGCCUCUCAGCACUCACAGCUAAGGUGCCCAGCAGCACGGCGGCAGCACUCUCCAGUCCGUACAUCGGUUACGCCAGAGUGAAGACCAGCAGCGGCAGCGAGACAGUGGUGCCCGUAUGUCGCGACCCUUACUGUACUGGCUGUCAGAUCAACGCUCACGCUGCCCAGGUGGUCAAUGGUACUUGUCCGCCAGGUUGCACGCAGUGUGCGCAGAUCAACGCUUACACCAAGAACCUUGCGGCGCUGCCCGGUCUCCUGCCCUCACUACCAGCAUCAUCAUUGAGCGGGUUGUACCCACCUCCUGGCCUGGUUGGGGGAUCACAUCACCCCUAUGUGUGUAACUGGAUAGCGGGAGACACCUACUGCGGGAAGCGCUUCUCCACCUCCGAGGACCUGCUGCAGCACCUCAGGACCCAUACCAACCUCUCCAGCUCUGAGUCCAGCCUCACUCUGCACGCCCUGCACCACCCCUUGCUGGCUGGUCACCUUCCCCGUGGCUACCCAACCCCGCCCCUCUCGCCACUUUCUGCAGCUCGGUAUCACCCCUACGCCAAGCCGCCCCUCUCUCACCUGCCGCCUACAGCACCUCUCCCUGCCUCUGCCCUCACAGCCUCCCUCACAGGCCUACCUCCUCACCCACUGUCAGCCUACUACAACCCAUAUUCUCUCUACGCGCGGGGUUUGGGGGCCACGACGGGCCUACACUAGUGAGAGGGGCCCUCACGCCCCUUGUAUACAAUUGGGGCCAAGGGUGUGGUCUGCACCCUGUGAGUGAGGGGCCCCCGGGGUCGUGCCCCCUCGUGUGCUGCUGUGAUGUCUCCUCUCCUUCAACAUGUACAAAUCUGUGUUUAUGUGAAUGUACAGUUUAAAGUCAUAAAGGUGACAAUGUGAUGUUUUAAGGUGGAUCAGUGUGAGACGUGGGUGGUACCACAGCUCGCCGCUCUGCUCUCAGUGUAGCGUUUAUGUUGUGUGUGUGGUACAUUUACUUAACAAUCUGUGAUUUUCUUUACAUGUCGAGGACAAUCAGCUAAGUUUUCUCAAUAACGUGAACUCAGUUUGUUGUUGGGAGUUCUGAUCUCAGAAGACUCAGUUGUGUCACUGGCUGAGGCGCUGGAGGAGAACUUAUUUUGACACAGGGUGUAUUAGCGUCGCCGCAGUCAAUUGCAUCUCUCCCGCAAGAAAAAUUACGACUUGCUGCUGCCCUCCACCAGGAAGUAUCCGCAGCACUCUUGUUUCACCUCGUGUGCGGCCUUUCGCAUUCCUUUUCUUCGGAGUAACAUCCGUCGUUGUGGAUUACUGACAUUCCUGCGGCCGGAAAGACCACCUCUGUGCCUCGCAGCCAUCUCCAGCGAACUCUGGUCUAACCAACUCAAGCAUGCGAGGUAUCAUGCUCUUCUUUGCUCUAGUGACAAAGUCUCUAAAAUUGGCUGUGUAUCUUUGUUUUUCUUAUGUAAUUUGCAGAGCCAUUGACUGCCUGUUGCAUGCUUUGCUGAGAGGCUCCUUGAAGAUAGACCCCCUCCCUUACUUGUUCCUAAAGCCCCCAUACCUAAUAUAAAGCCAACUGUACAUUCUAAUUUAUGUACUAAGUCAUGUGUUAUGGGACUGCUAGCUACUUAUUUGUUUGUAUAUUUAUUGUACAUCUGUAAACCAAGUUUUAGAGAGAAAUACAUUUAUUUACAGAUCGA